CCUACUGAUUCAAAAGGUCCUUUCUACUCUCCACACAAAUCAGACAUCCAACUUUGAUCUGAGAGACAUAAUUUCCGGCGAGUCGCGGCAUAGAUGUAUAACGGAAUCGGUUUACCGACGGCCCGGGGCUCCGGGACGAACGGUUAUGUGCAGACAAACAAAUUUUUUGUGAGGUCGAAGACCAACAAGGUGCUAGUGGAUGGCGCGAGGGGUUUUGGGGCGGAUCAGGGAACCGCCGGCAUGACGCGGAAGCCUAACAAGGAGAUUCUGGAGCACGACCGUAAACGCCAGAUCCAGCUCAAGCUGCUCGUCCUCGAGGAGAAGCUCUCCGAGCAGGGAUACACCGAUGCGGAGAUCGCUGAGAAGUUAGAAGAGACUCGGAAAACCUUAGAGGCUGCCGCCGCGUCUGAAGCUGCCGGUGGGCCAACCGCUCAUUCUGCUUCAUCAUCUGAAAGGGUCUCUGAAACACAAACCCACCAAAUUGCUGCCUUGAAGGUAAAACAGAUGGAGAAAUUGAAAGCAGCACUUCGGAUAGGAGCUGAAAACGAGAAUCAAAAGAAACAGCCUGAUCCUACUCUAGCUCUGGAUUCUGUGUUGAGUGAUGAUGAAGAUGAUAGGGCAAAAAAUCAUAAAAAUGAUGGGGGGAAGGAUACAAGAAGAGGGAAAGAUGAGCCUAAGCAUCACAAAAAGAAAGAAAAGAAGGGAGACCAUGAGGAUUCCUCUGAUAGUGAUAGUGGUAAGGAGAGCAUUGAAAGGAUGAAGAAAAAGAAGAGCAAGAAAGGUCAUAGAGAGUCUGAUUCCGAAAUUGAUGUUAAGAAGAGGUCAAAAAAAGCUACAAGGAAGCACAGUAAGAGUAGAAGAUACGAUAGCUAUUCUGAUUCUGAAUCUGGAUCUAGUUCUGGUUCUUCCUCCGAGUCUGAUUAUGAGGAUAAACGUUCAAAAUCUAAAAAAAGACAUGACUCUGAUGACGAUGCACAGAUGAAACGCCAAAAAUCUGAUAAAAAUCAUAGUUCUGAUGAUGCAUCUGAUAAAAGGCAAAAAUACAAAGUUCAAAAGGGGAAACUGCCUGAAUCUGAAACUGAUAGUGAUCGGGAUAGCAAAAAGUAUCAAUUGGCAAGGAAAAUAAAUUCCUCGGAACAAAGCAAAGGGUACUUGGUAGAUAAAGAUGGCUCUAUUGCUGAUGACACCAAGAGAAGUGCCAAAGAGAAACAGAAUCGGAGUCGGAGAAAGUAUGAAUCAGAAAGUGACUCUGGUUAUGAGAGAGAAGCAAGAAAGAAAAAUGAAAAGAUGGGAAGUAACAGAAAUGAUAGUGAUGAGAAUAGAUAUGAUGAUGGCCAUGAAAGAAAACACCAGAGAACUCAGAAAGUUAAAAAACAUGACUCUGAGGAUGAAUAUGAUAGUGACCAUGUUGUAGAGGAGAGGAAAUUCCAAAGAAGUAGAAGACAUGAAUAUGAUGGUGACUGUGAUGUGGAGGAGAAGAAAUUCCAAAGAAGUAGAAGGCAUGAAUAUGAUGGUGACCGUGAUGUGGAGGAGAAGAAAUUCCAAAGAAGUAGAAGGCAUGAAUAUGAUGGUGACCGUGAUGUGGAGGAGAAGAAAUUCCAUAGAAGUAGAAGGCAUGAAGAUGAUAGUGAUGAUGAUGUGAAGGAGAAGAAAUUCCAAAGAAGUAGAAGGCAUGACUCUAGUGAUGAUGAACAUGAUAGGAAAUACCACAAAACUCGGAGGGCUGAAAGACAUGAUUCUGAGGAUAAAUCUGACAGUGACAGUGAUGUGAAGGUGAAGAAAGUCCAAAGUAGUAGAAGGCACGACUCUAGUGAUGAUGAUCAUGAUAGGAAAUACCACAAAGCUCAGAGGGUUGAAAGGCAUGAUUCUGAUAACCAUGAUAGGAAAUAUCACAAAACUCAGAGGGUUGAAAGACAUGAAUUUGAUGGCCAUGAUAGGAAAUAUCACAAAACUGAGAGGGUUGAAAGACAUGAUUCUGAGGAUGGAUCUGACAGUGGUAGUGAUGUGAAGGAAAAGAAGAUCCAAAAAAGUAAGCGUCAUGACUCUAGUGAUGAUGAUAGUGAUGCUAGCAGUGAUCAUCUUAUCAGGAGCAACAGUGAAAGUGAUUCAGAUAACAAGAGUAAUUAUCGUAAACACGGGCAGACUGAUAGGAGGAUUAAGUCCAAGGAGAAGAGUGGAAGUGGUCAUGUUAGUGAUUCUGGUGGCAGAGGAGAACCCAGGAGGGGUAGAGGUCAUGCACUAGAGGAUGAUAAGAAAAAAGAAGUGGAUUCUGGAUUGGACACAUUCAAGAAGUUAGAACAGUUGCGCCAAUUGAGAGCAGAUAUCACAGAUGGGUCAGGGAGUGGUGAUCAAGAGCUUUCUAGAGGCAAGAGGAAGCUUGAUGCCAACCAAUUCGAUGAGCAACUAAAAGCUAAGUCAAGAAAAAGGGAAUCUACUAAAGAAGAAGAGUCCUACAAUGCAAAGGUUGAAUCUGAAAAACAUACAGACCGGGAUUAUUACAGCAAAGAUUCACGAUCAGCAAGAUAUGAUGGAGGUCACAGGGGAGGUAAUGGUGAUCAAGAUGUCACAACUCGUAGGAAUGAGUCUCAGCGUGAAAGUCGGGGAGGCGAUGGGGAUUUUUCUAGGUAUGGAGAGGAUAGAAGAGAAAGCAGGAAUGAUGAUGACAGACAGGGGAGGAAACACAAAAGAGAUGAUGAUGAACAUGAAAAACAUGGAAGAGAGCGUGAAGAGGAGAGUGGCAGUAGACGGCGUGAGAGAGAUAGAGAAUAUGAUUCUUCCAAGAGAGCAAGAUAUGAGGAUUCACGCUCUACUGGAAGAAGAAGACACGAUGAUGAGAGGUAUGAUGACCGGAGAUCAAGGCGUUGAUGAUGCACUGUAUCUGAUCCCAGAAAUGUCUAGAGGUGAGCUACUUGGUUCUCUGUCAAGUGGCACCUGGCCAAAUUGCUGUACUACAUUACCCGAUGCUUGGGUUAGGGAGUUGCUGUUACAAAUUAUCUCUUUUUUUUUUUUAUCUGCUUUUUGUUCAAUAUUAUAUGUCGUUCCAACACUAAUUUUUGACGGAUCUUGGUUGUGUUUGCACAAAUCCACCUGUUUUCACUCUUCACUAUGUAUGAAUUGUAUGCUUUACAUAAGUAUGAAUUGUGGGUAGGAAUCCCCUUUUUUUGAUUUGCCAUUUCUUGCUACUUGCUGGUUUAAGCUGGAGUCCUACAUCCCAUUCCCAUUUCACCUUGAACUUAA
Ipomoea nil (Japanese morning glory) is the source of this 3237-nucleotide messenger RNA. RefSeq names its product protein starmaker-like. The record is from RefSeq and is a predicted model, not a curated record. Bases 94 to 2865 code for a protein of 923 amino acids. The transcript has 3 exons. NCBI's taxonomy places the organism in Eukaryota, Viridiplantae, Streptophyta, Magnoliopsida, Solanales, Convolvulaceae.